Messenger RNA from Coregonus sp. 'balchen', 1763 nucleotides. NCBI's taxonomy places the organism in Eukaryota, Metazoa, Chordata, Actinopteri, Salmoniformes, Salmonidae. The record is from the annotation of a GenBank genome assembly.
AAACUACAAUGCCAGAUAAUCUUGGUAUCUCAUUCUGAUGACAGUUCCAGGUAUCUGCUGAACUUCACUGCCUGCCUAGACCUCUGAACCUGACAAGAUGUCAAAGCUUGCUGUGACUCUCUCUACUCUGCUCCUGCUGCUGGUGGCACUGAUGACUCUGGGUGAAACUAGUAAGUAGGACAUGAACUGUCAUCUAAUGUGCUGUUCACUGCCAUCAAUGUGGGCUUAGUCAAGUUUAAGCUACUCUCUUGAGUUUCCCACUUAGUUUUACUUUUAAAAUGAUAAUUGUAUUUUUGUCUUAUCUUAACGUAUGUCUUAAUAUCUGUGAUGUUUGUGUUGUACAGGUCCUCUGAAAAUAGAUAUGCACAAGAACGCACAGAACACAAAAUGCUGCACAGAAUACCAAAAGGACCCCAUCCCCAAGAUGAGGCUGAGAGAGUACGCAAUCCAACAUAUCAGAGGGAGAUGUAACAUCAAGGCUGUGAUGUAAGUAUACAGCUAUAUCAAGUCUUUAAACAGAAGAAAUAGGCUUUUUGCGUGCUUAUUCCUCCCAUUAACUAUGGUAGAGAGCAUUACAAACUAACUACAACUAGGAAGAGCAGAUGUAUCAUUCAGUUCUUUCCUGUUUUCUAAUAUUUUUUUUUAGAAGAGAUCAUUUUCUGAAUGUUCAAGUGAAUCUUUUACAGCAGUGGGCUACAGUAAAUCAGAGGUCACACAGAGUGUUUCUUUGUGGUCUUAAACAAAUCUACAUGGAAACAACAGUAUACAUCUCACACACAUUAUAGGCUUAAAAAAAAGAAGACACCUGUACCGUGUCAGAUAUAGAGUUGAAAUGUAUUACAUUUUGAGUUUGUGUCCCAGUAUUACACUUUAUAUACAUCACAGAAGACUGAAAUAUGACAAAAAACGUUUGACAUAGAAACACCAGAUUGUCGGCUGCUUUAAUUGUUAUUAAUUAUGAAAUUAUGAAAAAUAUGAAUAACAUUUCACUCAUGAGGCAACUAGGUGAUUUGACUGCAGGAAAGGGCUACCAGGCACAUUUAGGGAUUGAUUGUUGAAAGUGAUGUAAGGAAUGUCAAUGUUUCUAAAUCAUUCUCUCCUCUCUCUCAUAGAUUCACCACUGUGAAAAGGGAUUGGGACAGACCUGUCUGUGCCGACCCCAACCAGCAGUGGGUACAGGAUGCCAUUAAACACAUCAAGUAAGCUUAAUUAGUUGUAUUUUAUUAUAUGUCAUAAUAUUAUUUUGCUGUAACUGAAGAAUACAGAAAAACGUGUAAACUCAAAAUACAAUGAAAUACAUGCAUUGUUCUCUCAUUGUGAAGGUCAUGAAUAGCAUUGUAAUAAACUGUAGGCUAUGGUUAACUAUAAUGUACUCUAUUAUUUUCUUACUAAGGACCAAAAGGAUGGCAGCCUGAAGAUCAUCAUCUGAUUGGCUGAUGACAGACAUGACACAAGGCUUCUUUAGUUACUGUUUGAGUGUGGAAAGUACAGUACUCAGUGGUGUGAUGCAAAUGUUCAGUACAAUAAAUAAUAUUGUAUCUAUUUUUAUAAUAAAUUGUUAUUUUUUCAUCAUGGUGUGGUUCACUGAAUGCAACAUUAAUCUCCAUUUUAGAUUCAGAUGGAACCUAAGUAAAUGCUGUAUUCUGGUAUAUAAUUCAGUAGUAAAUCACAUAUAUCUUUACACCCAGAAUUUCACUGAAACUGUCUCAUAGGAAUCAUCACUGUGGCAUUGUGAAGGACUCUCUGACCAAUCAGGUUGUCUG